This is a messenger RNA of Nannizzia gypsea CBS 118893, 420 nucleotides long. RefSeq lists its product as hypothetical. The transcript is spliced from 2 exons. The record is from RefSeq and is a predicted model, not a curated record. Bases 1 to 420 code for a protein of 139 amino acids. NCBI's taxonomy places the organism in Eukaryota, Fungi, Ascomycota, Eurotiomycetes, Onygenales, Arthrodermataceae.
AUGAGCCAACCAGACAUGCAGUCUCUCUUCGAGUUGCCUGGCCCACGGAAGCGGAUGGACGAACGAGAACGAGAAGAAAUGGAGAAGGGACGCAAAAAAAAUUUUGAAAAAGGGCAAAAUGCAAAUAAAAUAGAGAUAAAUGGACGGGAGGAAGGGAGGAAGCGAAGCCCUUCCCUCCCGGAUCUCCACCGUCCCAUUCAUCUGCUCUGUUUCGAUACAGCUAGCAAGGCCAGGCCACGCCGUUACGAGACCGUCAGGGCCCUGUCUGUCCUGUCCUGGACAGUCCUGAACUGUUUCCUGUUUGUGCUGGGUAAGGUCUGCCUCCUUGUCUCGAGUGGCUUUCUCCUCCCACGUCCUGAUCUCCUCGAUUGGCUGCACAAUAGGGUUUUCCCUUGCGAGCACGCUGUGGCAGGAGAAUAA